GGGGGGCAUCCAAAGUUAUCCCUGGACAGGGACAACCAGGCAGGAUAUAACCCCACCCACUUUGGCAAAGCACAGCACCAACACCACUAAAGAGAUAUCAACUCUCUUCCUAGUCUUUGUCCAACGCCACACCCUACACAGGUACAGAGUACAUACAGACAAUCAGGAAAUAUUCCCACACAAACAUAACAUUUCUCAAUCGGCUCAGUCUGUUAGUGUGUGCACCACAAUGUCAGCAGCCAUGGACUCAAUCAGUUGUUCAAUAUGUCUGGAUCUACUGAAGGAUCCGGUGACUAUUCCCUGUGGACACAGCUACUGUAUGGGCUGUAUUAAGGACUGCUGGGAUCAGGAUGAUCUGAAGGGUGUCUAUAGCUGCCCUCAGUGCAGACAGACCUUCACCCCAAGGCCUGUUCUGAACAGAAACACUAUGUUUUCUGAAUUGGUGGAGACUCUGAAGAAGACAGGACUCAAAGCUGGUACCCCUACUCACCAUUAUGCUGGACCUGYAGAUGUWGCGUGUGAUGUCUGCACUGGGAGAAAACUCAAAGCMGUCAAGUCCUGUCUGGUGUGUCUGGCCUCUUACUGUGAGACUCACCUCCAGCCUCACUAUGAAUCUCCUYCCUUUAAGAAGCACAAGCUGGUCAAAGCCUCCACACAACUAGAGGAGAAGAUCUGCUCUCAUCAUGACAAACUGGUGGAGAUUUACUGCCGUACCGAUCAGCAGUUUAUCUGUUAUCUGUGUACAAUGGAUGAACAUAAAGGCCAUGAUACAGUCUCAGCUGAAUCAGAAAGGACUGAGAGACAGAGGAAGGUGGGAGAGAAAAAUAAGGAAUCCAAACAGAGAAUCCAGAAGAGACAGAAAGAGAUGCAGGAMGUGAGACAGGCUGUGAAGUCACUCAAGCGCUCUGCACAAGCAGCAGUGGGGGAAAGUGAGAGGAUAUUUACUGAGCUCAUCCGCUCCGUUGACAGAAUGCGCUCUGAGGUGGAAGAGCUGAUCAGAUCCCAGGAGAAGGCUGAAGUGAGUCGGGCUGAAGGACUGCUGAAGCAACUGGACCAGGAGAUGGCUGAGCUGAGGAGAAGAGAAGCUGAGCUGGAGAAGCUCUCACACACAGAAGACAACAUCCAAUUCCUCCAGUAUUUCCAGUCUCUCUAUGUCCCUCUAUUACCCAGCAUCACUGUCAACCACCACAUCUCCUUUGAGGAUGUAAGGAAAUCAGUCUCUGGGCUGAAAAGUAAAGUUGAAAAUAUAUGUUCUGCGGAAAUUGCCAAAAUCUCUGUAAAAAUAACAAAAGUCCACAUUGUUCGACCUUCUGAGCCCCGUUGUCUUCCGUCAUUUGGCCAAACUCAGUCCACCUGUCAGAAGACGAGGCCUGAACCCAAGACCAGAGAGGAGUUCUUGGAAUAUUCCUGCCAGCUCACAUUGGAUCCCAACACAGCACAUAAAAUGCUGUGUCUGUCUGAGGGGAACAGGAAGGUAACACAGAGUAACAACAACCAGCUUUAUCCUGACCAUCCAGACAGAUUUACCAAUGGCUGCCAGGUGUUGUGUAGAGAGGGUCUGUCUGGAGCCUGCUAUUGGGAGGUAGAGUGGACCGGGGUGGAGGUUUAUAUAGCUGUCUCAUAUAAAGGGAUCAACAGGAGAGCCUGGGAUUGGUUUGGAAGCAGUAAUCAGGCCUGGUGUUUGGAGUGUGGUGCCUUUGACUGCUCUUUCUGGUACAAUGGUAAACGGACUGCCAUAUGUGUCCCCCUUUCCACCAGAGUAGGAGUGUACCUGGACCACAGGGCAGGAACUCUGUCCUUCUACAGUGUCUCUGACACAAUGACGCUCCUCCACAGAGUCCAGACCCCAUUCACUGAACCCCUCUAUCCUGGGUUCGGUUUCGAUUAUGGAUCUGUGAAUAUACUGACAUAGACACAGUCAUUCACUUUGAUGAGAAUACAGACAAGCUUUAUCCUCUUAAGACUACAGUGCCCGAUUUCGGGCACUAGAUUUACAGGUAAUUAUUGAUCAUAUGUUUAGUUAUUUUAUUUAUUUCACAACGUUUAUAAGUCAGAACAAAACAAACUAGACAGUUAAAGGACACUCAGAGGCAGGUGCAUCAAAGCUGGUACCGAGAGACCGAAAAACAGCUUCUAUUUCCAGGACAUCAGACUGUUAAACAGUCAUCACUAGCUGGCCUCUGCCCGGUAACCUUCCCUGAACCCCAAACACUGUCACUAGCCGGUUACCACCUGAUACUCUGCCCUGCACCUUAGAGACCGCUGUCCUAUCUACAUAGUCAUUGAACCCUGGUCACUUGACUAAUGUUUAUUACUGUUUUAGCCACUUGAUAUAUAUAUACUGCGUUCUAGUCAUGGCUCAUCCUAUAUAACUACUGCUGUAUACACCUUUUCGAUUCACACACUGUCCAUACUGUCUAUACACACCAUUUCCAUACAGUACAGCGGAGGCUCAUCAGAGGAGGAAGAGGAGGACCAUGCUCCUCAGCGAAUUUCAUAAAAAAUAAAAUGG
Molecule: messenger RNA, 2512 nt
Organism: Salvelinus sp. IW2-2015
Lineage: Eukaryota; Metazoa; Chordata; Actinopteri; Salmoniformes; Salmonidae
Product: E3 ubiquitin/ISG15 ligase TRIM25-like
Molecular function (GO): zinc ion binding; protein binding
Source: RefSeq, a predicted model, not a curated record